Messenger RNA from Pelodiscus sinensis (Chinese soft-shelled turtle), 5467 nucleotides. RefSeq names its product homologous recombination factor with OB-fold (gene HROB). Gene Ontology annotation, biological process: recombinational repair. NCBI's taxonomy places the organism in Eukaryota, Metazoa, Chordata, Testudines, Trionychidae. The record is from RefSeq and is a predicted model, not a curated record.
AGGUUUGACCUGGCAGGACUAUGAGCCGCUGGUAUCUCCCAAGGUGCAUAAUUGUACCUGGCGAGUCCUGCUGGUCCUUCAUUUGCCUGGAAAUUGGCCCCAGCCAUGGGUGGGGAAGAGACGAAGCCCUGCCUGGCAAACCUGAAUGUCUGCGUCUGUGGUCUGCCACCGGUCUGGUUGUGUUUAAACCCCAAAGUCAAAGGCCCAGAAGAGCAAAGCAACCUGGCAAUUCAGGCUUGCGGGCUGCAGAAGCUGUUUGCUGUGGAAGCGGAGCUUGAAGACGAGGAUUUCCUAUUGGCUGUGGAAGAUGCAGAGAACCAGUUUUCGGAUUCGGUCCCUAUGAACUCAGGAUGCUUGAGGCCCUCUUCCUCCGGGCCCAGAGACCCAAGCAACCCCCUCGCACCAACUGACGUGUCCCAAUUACCCGCUCUUUCCAGUACCGACAUGCUGUCCCCAGUCUUUGGGCUGCAGAACCUUCCCAAGCUGAAAAUGGGGGCUGAUUGCUCUUCCAGCACGACACCUGGCCUGAGGCCUCUCACGGGGGUGAACAAUCGGAUUGUGGAUCCUCCAGCUGUGGGCUUCAGGACUUUAAAGAACCAGAUGACCCCUACGUUGGCAGCGCCAGGCCUCCACACUUCAAACCGGCCUGCUCUGGCUGAGAAGUUCAGUGUGCAGGUGUGCAGGAGGGAGGAAAACAGCUGUGGUCAGACAGCAUUCAAAAAGCUUCGGAUGGGAGAUCCAAUGGUGACUCCUAGCCCUGGUGGCUCAGUCUCUCCUCAGCAGGAGGGGAGUCGGGCCAUCUCGACAGGGACAGACAGGACACAAACUCCAUCCCCAUUCCAGCAGACAGACCCUGCUCUGAAACUAAAGCUGAGGCCAAGCACAGCAGGUUCUUGCUCAUCUCAGUUUAGCCUAGUGGCUCCAGGUAGUUCCUUGGUGAAUGCAGUGCCACAGGGCAGCCCUGCAGGUGUGUCUUGUGGCACCAUCUCCACUCCUAGGUGCCACACUCCAAGGCCUUUUCUAGCAGCUUGGGGUCAGUCUGGAACCGAAGCAGGCAGCCCUUCUGUGACUCCAGUAAAGGCUCCAACUCUCAUCUCCCCACGGAGUGGCAAACCAAGGCCACCAGCCCCACAGAUGCCCAGUCAGGGUGGUUCCACACCCACCGGGCCCAACAGCAGAUGGCAACCACCUCUUAGGCUCCCCACAGGACCACGGUCCUUGAUGACUUGUAUGGAGUCACCGACUUCCACCUCCUCGAGGGCUCCCUAUUCUGCUGCUGCGACCCUGCAGACCCCCGUGGUUACCAAUCACCUUGUGCAGCUGGUCACGGCGGCCAACAAGACUCCCAAGGCUGCUGGCUGGACCCCUUCACGGGUGAAAACUCGCCGCUUCCCAGGGCCAGCGGGGAUUCUGCCUCAUCAGGAUGGUGGGAAAAAUCUGGAGGAAAUCCUGAUUUCUACUCCUCAGACUCCAGCCCAUGGAGCCCUGGCAAAGCUUCGGACAGAGGAAUUGCCGAGUUCCCAGCAGCCAAUAGAAGAGGACUUUGGAAAAGGUCCCUGGAUUGCCAUGAAAAGGGAGCUGCGGCUGGAUGAGAGAGACCCCUCCUGUUUCCUCAGAACGUACAGCGUGGCCAUGGUGCUGCGGAAGGCAGCGCUGAAGCAGCUCCCAAAGAACAGGGUCCCCAGCAUGGCAGUGAUGAUCAAGACGCUGACACGCACCAACGUGGAUGCUGGCGUCGUGUUCAAGGACCCUACCGGAGAGAUGCAGGGGACAGUGCACCGCCUGCUGCUGGAGGAGAGACAGAGUGAUCUGAGGCCUGGGUCGGUACUUCUCUUAAAGCAGGUGGGCGUGUUCUCCCCGUCCCACCGCAAUCACUACCUCAACGUGACCCCCAAUAACCUGGUGAAGAUUUACCUGCCAGAGUCCAGGGACGGGAGCCCUCUGCAGCCUUCACAGGAGCAUGGGGAGACGGGCGACAGGCCAAUGCCUGUGUCCUUAGAGGUCCAAAGCCCAGCUGAAGUCCAGCAGGACUUUCCCGCGAAUGCUCCCGGGGUCGGGACCACCCCUGGGGAUAUGAGGUGCUCCAGGAGGGACGGAAACAGCAGGUGGAGUACAGACCCAUCGCCUGGGAGGCGACUGCUGCUGGGGAGCCAUGGAACAAGCGAAGCAGGGUCAAACGGACCUUCCCAAAAGGAGCCCCUGGGGGUUGAAGCCUGUGACAUGGAUGACCUGGACGGGCUCCUAGGACAGUUGCCGGAGGACUUCUUCUCUGCUUCGGGCAUGGAGAGCAGCUGGUGACCUCUCUGGAGUGCCGGCGAGGCGCUGAUUCCCCCAGAUGGAUGCUCAGCCAGCGGCAGAACCCCAGUGUCACGGCAGAGCAAGGACUCUGACCAGUGAGGUGACGCUUGUGUCUGCACAGGGCUCUGAACGGCAGGUGCGUUCUGUGGCUGAAAGCCAUGAUGACGGGACCCUGCUGACAGAUAGUCUGGGGCUCCCGUUCGCAAAAGGGGCGAUGCCGGCAGCCCUGACAGGGAACGAUGCCUGCCUUGCUACCUUGGGCAGCAGCAGCCUCGCAGUCUGUGCAUGGAGCCCUUGAGGGGUCGCUACCUGCGAGUGACACAGCUUUCCCCUCCAGUAGCCGAGUCCUGCAUUAAAUGGGUGUUUGGGACUUUAACGUGUGACGCUCUUUCUUUGGCUGCCCAGCCUCCUCCACUUUGAUUUCCUGCAGAGCCAGCCUGCCUCCUCGCCGGGGGAGCAUGGGGCUGUGUGGGGAGCCGCGGAGGCUUGUGUUAAACUGGAGUUUGUCUCCUUCUAAAGCAUUUCCUUGAAGCUGGCUGGCUCGCUCCUGCAACGUGCCUGUUGGCCUCACUGGGGACUGACACAUGCAAGGGCUGCGUGAUCCAGCCUGCGACGGGAGAGGAGCUGCUGAUGAGGGCGACAGAGUCCUGGAUAUUGGAGUCCGAUCCUCGCCCCCGCAGAGCAACCGAAACUCCCAUCCGAGUCACUGAGUAUCAAAGGGAGCUCAGUACCUUUUCAGGAACAGGCCCGCGGCUCCCCACAGACAAAGGCUUGUGUCCAGUGCAGCUGUGUGGGCGUCGUUCUCAGCUGGGCACUGGGAUGGCAGCCAGGGCCAGCCGGAAUCCCUACGCUGUGCUUGAGAUGGUGACGGCUGCACUCAUGUCCGGGCCAAACUUUUACCAACUGCCUGGCUCCCUGCUGAUCUAGCGCUGUUCUGGGGAAGCUUCCCAGGCUCUGAUCUUCGAGAGAUGCGCUUGUGUUAUAAAAGAAAAUCAAAUCUCUCAAGGUGAUGCAGAAGGCACCAUCCCUAAUAGUGAGCAGACGGUGUUUUCCCUUCACAGGAGUCAUCCAGGGUACAAAUUCUCCAGCCUGAAUUCUGCGCUCUUCUAUUCUGAGUUUGGUCUCAGCUGGGGCAGUUGGAGGACACUGCCCAGCUAGGAGAAGGAGCAAUUCCUGGCUCCGGAGAGCUGAUAUUGAGAAGGCCUCAGGGCCUAAGUCUGCUGUUUGUCGGCACCACUCAGAACUGGGCCCUGAGUCAAGACAAAGUAACUACAGCAGGUGCCUGGGGGCUGCGGUGCGGUUAGGCAAGGAAAGGGAGGCAGCAUUCCUCGCCCAGCAUUACACCUUUCAUCCCAUAACAGGGGUGAUGAGUGCACUCAAUGUUACAGGUCCUUCCCACCCCCCCUUGUGGACUCAGCCCCAUUGUGCUGUGGGGUGUAGGUAGGGACAGCCCUGCUCCCCACUCAAGAGCCAAGAAAUAGUUAACGCUGCAUAUCUGCCAAGAAAUUCCCCCUUAGCUGCUGUAGGUUUGUUCUACCCAAUGCAUUCUCCAAAGCUUUAUCCUGCCUGAAAGCACCCUGAGCUAUUUACUUUCCACUGCUUCCUCUUCCACGGCCUAGCACGUCUCAUUAGUAGCAAGCAUUUUUCACUUGUACAGUGUAUUAAUACUCAGCUCGCAGUCCUCAGAGCCCUUUACGAAGAAGGACAGUAUCGUUAGCCCCACUUUACAGGUGGUGAAACUGAGGCCCAGAGGACAGUGCCAAAACUCACCCCACAGAGCUGAGAAUAGAACUAGGGCUGCAUCUCAGUAACCCCCCAUGAGCUGGGUUACAGCGUUACUGAGCCGAGACGAUAGGCCUGCCUCCCCUCGGCCUGCCGUCGCAAGUCAGCAGCCCUGCCUGGCUCUGGUGUGCCAAAGGCACAAGUUCAUUUCUGUCACUUGCCUCUGAAGUCUUGCCCCUUUGCCGGUCCCUGCCUGAGUCUGCAGAGAGCCUGCAACGAUCCCUCAGAGAGACGCCUCCUCUGUGAGUGUCACUUGGGUCUAAAUCCAAGACUCGAAGAGCCCAGUAGAUCUGCCCCAGUGGCUUGGGUAAGAAGCGGGGGCCCGACGAGCACACCUCCCUCGAAGGGAGAAGCUGGCAGACCCUGGCAUCCUCUUCAGAGCAGGCAGGGGCUUCCGAGGCCGGCCCAUGGCAUGCUGUGUCUAAAGGAAUUGACCGCUGUAUGCCGCCCCGUCUUCGUCACAGGUCUCCUCUAUGGAAAAACUCCUGUGCCGCUUCCCUGGGCUGGAUUUGUGCCACAGGCAAGUGCCAGUUGUUCGAGCCCCCCGGCCAGCCUCUUGGGAUGAGGGAGUCGAGCCCUUCCAUGGGACCCCACGCCACCCUCCCGCCUCCAAGAACACCCAGCAAGGAGUCCAUCUCUCUCCCCCAGCAAGGGAGAUGGCGUGGUGGCAGCUUCAGGCUCUUCGCUGUGGCCGUCACACCACUCCUGCAGUGGAGAAACCACCAGCUCCAGCACUGUCAGUCUGGCCCCACCUGCACUCAGUUGAUGGACAACAUGCAAGCGCAAACGAGGGGCCAAAUUAGCAUGAUGUAUUGUCUGUUUGCAGUAGCACCUAGCGGCCCUAGUCCUGGGCCAAACCCUCAGAGGUUGGGAAAACACAGAAUCAGAAAGCUGGCGUCUGCCCCCCGAGAGCUCCCAAGCCAAAUCUAAGACCAGAGAUUCCAGGAGCGGACGGUAUGAGGGCGGCACGAGGAAGCCAGAAGCGAUACUGGUCAGCAUGAUGGGCAGUGGUCUCAGCUGCCUCUUUGGGGUCCCGGUUGUUGCAGGUCUUAUAGCCAAGGCGCAAUGAAACAAGUAGAAGGGCACUCUGUGCGCGCCCGCCUCAGGAGCUUCCAUUCCUGUGGCUCGCUCUCCGCCAGCGUUGUCAGUGGCUGUAACUGACAAGCAGGCCCCUCCGGGCUCUGUUUAUUCUGCCACGAUGAGCAGGUGUCCCCGGUUUGCUUAGACGCCUGCCACUAACAGCUCAACACCCCUGGCCCCGGAUAGAACAUGACACUGCACAAACAUCUGUUUACUGCCGUGGUAAAUAGCCCCUCUAUUUAUAGCAUGGCCUGGCUUGCUCUCGGUCGCCAAGGGGAGGGGUUCCCUCCUCAUACCCGUAUUUAUA